Molecule: messenger RNA, 1365 nt
Organism: Suricata suricatta (meerkat)
Lineage: Eukaryota; Metazoa; Chordata; Mammalia; Carnivora; Herpestidae
Gene: DKK1
Product: dickkopf WNT signaling pathway inhibitor 1
Exons: 4
Coding region: 89-895 (268 amino acids)
Biological process (GO): negative regulation of canonical Wnt signaling pathway; multicellular organism development
Cellular component (GO): extracellular region
Molecular function (GO): receptor antagonist activity; co-receptor binding
Source: RefSeq, a predicted model, not a curated record
GUGCGCCGCGGCUUCCAGCCCCGCCCCCCCUCUGCAGAGUGCCAUCCGCCCCGCUGUCUCUGCGUCCCUUCCCUAGAGCCCUUCGGCAAUGCGGUCUCUGGGCGCAGCGCGAGCUGCGCGGGUCCUGGCCGCCCUGGCAGCGGCGGCCCUCUGCGGUCACCUCCAGCUAGGAGUGAGCGCCACCUUGAACUCGGUCCUAGUCAACUCCAACGCCAUCAAGAACUUGCCCCCGGCGCUGGGCGGCGCGGCGGGGCACCCGGGCUCCGCGGUCAGCGCGGCUCCGGGGCUUCUGUUCGAGGGAGGGAACAAGUACCAGACUAUCGACAACUAUCAGCCAUACCCCUGCGCCGAGGACGAGGAGUGCAGCACGGAGGAGUACUGCUCAAGCCCCACCCGUGGGCCGGGCGCCGGCGCACAGAUCUGUCUCGCCUGCAGGAAGCGCAGAAAGCGUUGCAUGCGUCACGCUAUGUGCUGCCCGGGGAACUACUGCAAAAACGGGAUAUGCAUGCCUUCCGAUCACAGUCAUUUCCACCGAGGAGAAAUCGAGGAAACCAUCAUCGAAAGCGUUGGUAAUGAUCACAGCACCUUGGAUGGGUAUUCCAGAAGAACUACACUGUCUUCAAAACUGUAUCAUACGAAAGGACAAGAAGGUUCCAUCUGUCUCCGAUCAUCGGACUGUGCCACGGGGCUGUGUUGUGCCAGACACUUCUGGUCCAAGAUCUGUAAACCUGUCCUCAAAGAAGGUCAAGUGUGCACCAAGCACAGGAGAAAAGGCUCCCAUGGGCUGGAGAUAUUUCAGCGUUGCUACUGUGGAGACGGUCUGUCUUGUCGGAUACAGAAAGAUCACCAGCAAGCCAGUAAUUCUUCCAGGCUUCACACCUGCCAGAGACACUGAGCCAGCCAGCCAGGCACAGCGGACUCCUUUUCUGACUUUUGUCAGCUCAGUUCUAAAGGAUGUACAGAGUCCAUGGUUAUGAAUAAGCAUUCCAAUAAUAACUUCUGAAAACCUGGAGUGUAAGAGCUUUGUUUCUUUAUGGAACUCCCAUCACUGAUUGCAGUAAAUUACUGUGUUGUAAAUGCUCAGUGUAGCACUUGCCUGUAAAUUCGACAAAACUUAAUUAUUUUUCUAAAGGUGCUGCAUUGUCUAAUUUCUCUUAUGUAAAUGUUUGUACACAUUGAUUAUAAUCUUGACUCUAAUAUUCUAUAUUGAAUUGAAAUAAAUAAUUUCAGCUUCUACUUCUUAAAUGUAUAACCCUUUCCCUUUUAAUUCUAGACUUUAGAAUGCAAGCAGCUUUUGGAAUGACCAACAAUAGGUAUCUAAACUUAAUCAUGGAAAUAAUAGCUUAUUUUCUGAAAUGUACUAUC